Molecule: messenger RNA, 672 nt
Organism: Salvia miltiorrhiza (redroot sage)
Lineage: Eukaryota; Viridiplantae; Streptophyta; Magnoliopsida; Lamiales; Lamiaceae
Product: RING-H2 finger protein ATL57-like
Exons: 1
Coding region: 16-483 (155 amino acids)
Molecular function (GO): zinc ion binding
Source: RefSeq, a predicted model, not a curated record
CCCCUCUUCACGUUCAUGAACCCCCUCACGUGCAGAAAACUCCUCCAACCAAACAAUGCUUCCCAAGUCGCCGCCCCUCUCUCCCCCACCCCCGCCGCAACGAACAACUCCUCCUCCUCCGCCGCCGCCGCCGCAUACAGAAGACAGCUGGACUCCUCCAUUGCCCUAACGAUUAUUGUCCUUCUCACCGCCUUCUUCUUCAUAGGGCUACUGUCCUUCUUCAUCCGCCGCUCCUCCUCCGCCGCCGCGCCACGUGAAGGCGGCGCGGAGGCGGCGGCGUCUCUGCCGGUGGUGGCGUACAGGAAGCAGCAGAUGACGGAGGAGUGCGCCAUCUGCUUGAGCGAGUUCGAGGAGGGAGAGACCAUCAAGCUCAUCCCGUAUUGUGGUCACGUGUUCCAUGCCGAAUGCCUUGACACGUGGCUCCAGCUGCACGUGACCUGCCCCCUCUGUAGGUCUCACCAGCUUUUCAACAAGGAUUCUUGAUUCCAAAUACUACUAUCAAAUAUUCUCUACCUACUUACGUGCUAUCUUUUUGGGAUUAUGUUUAAAUCUAAUUAAUCAUGUUGUUUCUGUAUAUAUAUAUGCUUAAACUUUUCAAUAUUUUGUUUUACUUGAACAUCAUGUCAAUUUCAAAAAAUAAAAAUGUAUCAAAGACUAGAUGUUGAUGGUGAA